Messenger RNA from Ipomoea triloba (trilobed morning glory), 897 nucleotides. RefSeq lists its product as uncharacterized. The transcript is spliced from 2 exons. Gene Ontology annotation, molecular function: RNA-DNA hybrid ribonuclease activity; nucleic acid binding. The record is from RefSeq and is a predicted model, not a curated record. Lineage: Eukaryota; Viridiplantae; Streptophyta; Magnoliopsida; Solanales; Convolvulaceae. The coding region runs from base 1 to 897 and encodes 298 amino acids.
AUGGGGUCUGUGGAUUGUAGGUUCUGGAGAGGGGAGGAGAAGGGCGAGUAUACGGUGAGAAGCGGGUAUAGAUUGGCAAAGGGGUGUGAGAUGAGGGAGUUGGAAAGUGGGUGGCCGGGUUUGUGGAAUUUGAAUCUUCCACCGAAGAAUCUGUACCAUGUGGAGUCGAUCUCCUUAUGGAUUGAUGAAAUGUGGACUGCUUUGCCUACAGUCUUGCUUGAGAAAGUUGUUAUUAUUUGUUGGGCGAUGUGGGAAAACCGAAAUGCAAUGGUGUGGAAGGCUCAAUGUAAGGAUCCUCGAUCUCUAGUAAACCAUGCUGUUUUUUAUGCUCACAAUUGGCAAGAUAUUCGUGAAGAUACUCCCUCUUCCACUACUGUAAGGGUGCUGCCUAGUCUGGUUUCUCAUUGGGAGUGUCCUAGGGUGCCGUUUCUGAAGAUGAACAUCGAUGUUGCCUUUAAUCACACGGCGGGCCGAAUGGGUUUUGGUUGGAGUGUGCGAGAUGCUUCUGGGGCAGUGAUGGGUAUUAUGAUGUAUGCUAUAACAGGUUUAUUCUCGGUUCGUGAAGUAGAGGCAGUAGGUGCUAAGGAGGCGUUGAGUUGGAUUAAGCAAAAGAGAUGGUCUCGAGUUAUCCUUGAAACUGAUGCUCAAUUGGUAACAAAAGCGGUGGAAACCGGGGUUGAUAUUACCCCUUUUGGAGCUAUUGUUCAGGAGAUUCGUAUUCUUUUACAGGAACUUCCUUUGGUUGAAUUCCAGUUUGUCAAGCGUGAGGGGAACAUGUUUGCCCACACUCUGGCCAGGAAAGCUUUGAGUACUGCGACUGAUGAGCGUUUGGAGUAUUUAGAUUUUAUUCCUCGUUUUAUUUCUAGUAUGCUUUGUAUGAACAAUUUGCUAAUUUAA